GCUUUUUGAAGGUAUAUUAUACUUGAAAAAUAAUAACAAGAGUGGAUUCAUAAAAUGUUACUAUUUAUAUUACAUUGAUUCAAAGAACAUAGAAAAAAUAAAUGUAAAUAUUAUAAGCAAUGUGCUUAUUAUUACAAAACUUCAAGUUUGA
Molecule: messenger RNA, 151 nt
Organism: Dentiscutata erythropus
Lineage: Eukaryota; Fungi; Glomeromycota; Glomeromycetes; Diversisporales; Gigasporaceae
Source: the annotation of a GenBank genome assembly